AGAAUAGGAAUAUGAAGAAAUAUGAAGAUGAUGAUGAUGUAGUAUUCUCUAUGGAAGUAGUAGUGGAAGGAAAAGAGAAUAAUAAUAAUAAUAAUUAUAAUAAUAUUGUGAAGAAGGUGAAUAUGAUAGUUGAUAAUAAAGAAGAAGGGCCUUAUUUGGUAUGGGAAGAGAUAACAGUGGUGGUGGGAAGUAGUAAUAUUAAUAAUAAUAUGAUCAAACCAAGAAGAAAUAAACUACUUAACAAUCUCUCUGGUUAUGCAAAACCUAACAGGAUUAUGGCUCUCAUGGGUCCUUCUGGCUCUGGAAAAUCCACCUUACUUGAUGCCUUUUCUGGAAGACUAUCUUCAAAUACUGAAAUGAUCGGCAAUGUUCAUAUUAAAGGAAAGAAACAGAGUACUCGAAAUUGUGGAGGCAUUUCAUAUCUCACUCAAGAAGAUGUUUUCUUGGGAACUCUAACAGUAAGAGAAACUAUAACAUACUCAGCUCAUUUGAGAGUUUCAAAUAAAAUGAGCAAAGAAGAAAUAGAGAAUCUGGUUGAGAAAACAAUAGAAGAAAUGGGAUUAGAACAUUGUGCUGAUAACAAGAUUGGAAAUUGGUAUUUUAGAGGGAUAAGUGGUGGUGAGAAGAAGAGAUUAAGUAUUGGUUUGGAGAUUUUAACACAACCCCAAAUCAUGCUUCUUGAUGAGCCAACCACAGGGCUUGACAGUGCUUCUGCCUUCUUUGUGGUUUGUACACUUGGAAACAUUGCUCAUAAUGGUAGGAUUGUUGUUUGUUCUAUUCACCAACCAAGUGGCUAUCUCUUUGAUCUUUUUGAUGAUUUGUAUCUCCUUUCUGGUGGAGAAGCUGUUUAUUUUGGAGAUGCAAAAUCGGCUGUCAAGUUCUUUGCAGAGGCUGGGUUUCCAUGUCCUACAAGAGCAAAUCCUACAGAUCACUUCCUUCGAUGUGUUAAUUCAGACUUUGACAAUAUUUCUACACACCAAUCGGAAUCUACCAUAUCAGUUGGUUCAUUGAGCAAGAUGACCACACAAGAUAUAAAAGAAAUUCUCAUCCACAAGUACAAUAAUUCAAAAUAUGCAACAUUUACAAGAGACAAUAUUCAACGAAUUAAUUCAACUGAAGAAGUGAUUGUGUUAUCAAACAAAAGCAAAUCAAGUUGGUGGAAACAAAUGUACACAUUAACAGAUCGGUCAUUUGUAAAUAUGAGAAGAGAUGUUGGAUAUUAUUGGCUAAGGAUGGUAUUUUACUUGGGUGUAGCUGUAUGUACUGGAAUUAUCUACUACAAUAUCAACACUUCAUAUUUGGAUAUCAUUGCAAGAGCCAAGUGUCAAGCUUUUGUUUAUGGCUUCAUGAUUUGUUUAUCCAAUGGAGGCUUACCUUCUUUCAUAGAAGAAAUCAAGGUUUACAAUGGUGAAAUGUUGAAAAAUCAUUAUGGAGCAUCGGUAGUGAUGAUCUCAAAUUUUAUUUCAUCAUUUCCAUUCUUGUUGGUGACAGCCAUAUCAACAGGAACAAUUAUAUAUGAAAUGGUGAAAUUACAUCCUGGAUUUUCUCACUAUUCUUAUUUUGUUCUUAACCUAUUUUGUUGCCUUUCUGUGAUUGAAACUCUCAUGAUGGUCGUUGCAUUUAUGGUUCCAAAUGUCCUCAUGGGAAUAGGACUUGGCACUGGUCUUAUUGUGUUUAUGAUGAUGGCAUCUGAAAUCUUUAGACCAAUAUGUGAUCUUCCCAAGUUCUUCUGGCGUUAUCCAAUGUCUUAUAUCAGCUUUGCAUCUUGGGCAUUACAGGGUGUGUAUAAGAAUGAUAUGAUUGGUAUAGAAUUCGAUCCAUUAGUAGCUGGAGAGCCAAAGCUAAGAGGUGAAAUAGUUCUCCAAACAAUGUUCAAAAUGCAUUUGAAUCAUUCAAAAUGGUGGGAUUUGGCAGCUCUUGUGUGUUUGUUAAUUUCACAUAGAUUAAUAUUUCUAUUGGUUCUCAAGUAUAAAGACACCAUAUCACUACACUCUAAGCUAUAUUUUAACAAAGUGAUCCACCAAAUUGGCAAUAUGAGAAGAUCAUCUUCUUCAAUAUCACUAAUAAGUCAAAGUUUCAAUGUUGUAUCAAAGAAGAAAAUAAGUUCUAGUAAAUGUAAAACUCUCCAUUCCUUAUCUUCCCAAUUGGAUCUUUCUUCUCCUAUGAGACCUAGUUAGGAUUAUCUUGUCAUUUUGCAAAAUAAGACAAUUAAU
Molecule: messenger RNA, 2213 nt
Organism: Cannabis sativa
Lineage: Eukaryota; Viridiplantae; Streptophyta; Magnoliopsida; Rosales; Cannabaceae
Product: ABC transporter G family member 15
Exons: 9
Coding region: 12-2177 (721 amino acids)
Cellular component (GO): membrane
Molecular function (GO): ATP binding; ABC-type transporter activity; ATP hydrolysis activity
Source: RefSeq, a predicted model, not a curated record